CUGGUUACCGCAUAAAUUUUCGAAAAAUGUCAUCAUCGCGAAAACUUCGCGUUGGAAGCACAUAAUCUACUGUCAAAACAUAACCUCACUCUCCUCCCGGUUGUGAUUGUUUGACACUUCAACGAGCGCGUCUCUUGUAGCUCAAGUUUUGUAAUUUGAUCUCAUUUAAGAAGAAUCCGUGCUUUUUCUCACGUCAGUCAACGAAUUUUCAAUUAAUUCCUCAAACACUUUUAAUUUCACCGAAUGACUCAAAUCGAAGAAAGCUUUGUUAUAAAACGUCGUAGUAUUAUUUACAUUUCACUUAUAAGCUUGCUCUUUUGUAUUGGAAAAGUGAUCGUUCAUUGUUACGCGAUAAUAAGAAUAGACGGAUUCACCAAUGUGAACAUCUGAAACUCAAAGUCAAAUUAGUACUAUUAGCAUUUGCUGGUUCCAUUGGAAUGACAUUUGUCAUUCUUGGCUGUGCAUUACCAGGAUAUGAAGUAUGGUGGCCAUUUUUUGUUGUAUUGUUCUAUAUACUGGCACCCAUUCCAACUAUAAUAGCACGUCGUUACACAGAUGAUUCAGGCAGCAACAGUAAUCCAUGUUUGGAGUUGGCAAUAUUUAUUACCAUGGGAUUUGUGGUGUCAUCUUUUGCGCUUCCUAUUGUAUUGGCACGAUCUCCAGAAGACCAUCCAGUGAUAGAAUGGGGUGCUUGCUAUCUGACAUUAGCUGGUAACAUUGUUGUGUAUUCAACUCUAGUCGGAUUUUUCAUAACUUUUGAUCAAGAUGACACUGAUUACAAUAUGUGGUGAGACACUGCUACUUAUUCAUCAUGAUAAAAACGUUUUUUAUGAGAUUAAGGGGACAAAAUCGAUCAUGCGGUGCACUGACUGAGCGUUACAUGUUAAUUCUAAAUUACUAUGAACCUAUUGUAAACAGUUUACAUAAUAUAAACCUUUACAUGAAUAUUCUACUAUAUUCAUGUUGCAAGAAAAAGAAUAGUAUUAUAGUGCACUAACUAUAUAGGAAUAUAAUGACGCCAUAGCGCCGUAUAAUUCUGGGGUGACGAUGAAUUGACGAUAAAACUAUCGUCGGAUUCCACACGCAUUGUUACUAAAACAAAAAACAACAAAAAGCAUUCUCGAUGUUUGUAGAUUUUUUUGCGUGAAUAUUUCAGGACAACCUGAAGCGCAACAAUGCAAGGAUGAUGUUAAUAAUAUUUUUUAUUUAAUCUAAGUCUUUCGUAAUAACAUAAUGAUAAUAAAGCUACAGUUUAUUACUUUA
Odontomachus brunneus is the source of this 1263-nucleotide messenger RNA. RefSeq names its product leptin receptor overlapping transcript-like 1. Gene Ontology annotation, cellular component: endosome. Lineage: Eukaryota; Metazoa; Arthropoda; Insecta; Hymenoptera; Formicidae. Bases 438 to 791 code for a protein of 117 amino acids. The transcript has 5 exons. Gene Ontology annotation, biological process: late endosome to vacuole transport via multivesicular body sorting pathway. The record is from RefSeq and is a predicted model, not a curated record.